GAACGAUUUAAUUCACAAUUUGUUUAAGUCAGGGGCGGUAACAAAUGUCACUUCUUUGUAUUCUUGUUGAUCGUCCGUUGUCAAGUACAUCAAUUGUAGUGUUACUUAACAUAUAAAGUUAAAUUAAUCAUGAUCCGUUUCAUCCUUAUUCAAAAUAGAGCUGGAAAAACAAGAUUAGCAAAAUGGUAUAUGAAUUUUGAUGACGAUGAAAAACAAAAAUUAAUAGAAGAAGUUCAUGCAGUAGUAACUGUACGAGAUGCUAAGCAUACAAACUUUGUAGAGUUUCGUAAUUUCAAGAUUGUAUAUAGAAGAUAUGCUGGUUUAUAUUUUUGUAUUUGUGUUGAUGUUAAUGAUAAUAAUCUCUGCUAUCUAGAAGCAAUACAUAACUUUGUUGAAGUAUUAAAUGAAUACUUCCAUAAUGUGUGUGAAUUGGAUCUUGUGUUUAAUUUUUAUAAGGUAUAUACAGUUGUAGAUGAAAUGUUUUUAGCAGGAGAAAUAAGGGAAACUAGUCAAACGAAAGUAUUGAAACAGCUCUUGAUGUUAAAUUCAUUGGAAUAAAAUUAUUUAAUGUUAUUUAAUUUUAUUAAUAAAAUAUAUAACAAAAAUA
This is a messenger RNA of Apis mellifera (honey bee), 607 nucleotides long. RefSeq names its product AP-2 complex subunit sigma (gene AP-2sigma). Gene Ontology annotation, molecular function: clathrin-cargo adaptor activity. The transcript has 4 exons. Gene Ontology annotation, biological process: clathrin-dependent endocytosis; intracellular protein transport. Bases 130 to 558 code for a protein of 142 amino acids. The record is from RefSeq and is a predicted model, not a curated record. NCBI's taxonomy places the organism in Eukaryota, Metazoa, Arthropoda, Insecta, Hymenoptera, Apidae. Gene Ontology annotation, cellular component: intracellular membrane-bounded organelle; membrane coat; AP-2 adaptor complex.